GGCAGGAAAUCCAGCCGAUUCCAGCCCUAUUCCAAAGACAAGAAUGGAGACAAGAAGGGUGUCCAUCGAAACCGAGUGUUCAUUAGCAAUAUCCCAUAUGACAUGAAGUGGCAGGCAAUCAAAGAUCUCAUGAGAGAAAAAGGUAACGAUGAGUGUGACAAAUGGAAUUUACAUGUUGGGCUGCCCUGACUCCCCAACAAACUCUCCUUCAAAUACGGAAGCCAUGUCUGAAAUCCCACGGUCUUACAGACAGUCUUAUCUCUUGCUAAUAGAGUCUGAUUCCAGCUUUCUCUGAACAUUUUAAAUUUGUGUUCUGGGUCUCAAUUGGGUUUCUAAAUAGGGUUGGAAAGAAGCUUAUACUUUGGGCAGGAAUGAUCUAUAAUUGUGAAAUUGUUCAGAGCUUUGUUACAGUACUGAUGAAUAUUCUUUAAAACCUGUUAAUUGAUGAUAUAACGUGUGUGUUUUCGUAUCUGUUGUAAGGUGACACGUAUGUUAUUGAAAUCAUGCCCCGGCGCACACUGGUUUAGAACUAUUGGAUUUCUGAUUCUUAAACAUUCUUAGACAUGCUUUUGAAAACUGGAAGGCUUUGAAAAGGUGGAUGGUCACCUUAAAACAGUUCAGUGUUAUUGGUUUGGUCAUUUGUUUGCAACUGUACAGCUAACAUUAGCUAAUUUUGAAGUGUUUGCAUACUUUAGGUUGAAUACAGCUCCUUAAUGGCCGGAUUGGUGUGUCUGUAACUGAACAGAAUGGCAUGGUAUUUUGUCUGGUGGUAUGUUGGUCUGGACAUAUUGCCAAUUGAGGAUUUCUGCCUGUAGUCUUGUACCAAGGCCAACAGUGAAGUGAAGACUGGUGUUUUUUAAAUGCAUUGUUUUCUUGGUAUUUUCCCUUUGCAUGUCUCAUGUAGUUGGUGAGGUUACAUACGUGGAACUCUUUAAGGAUGCAGAAGGAAAAUCGAGGGUAAGUCAUGUGGACAACUGGCUGUGCAAGGUUUUAAAUUCCCUCGCCAGUUCUCACUUUAUCAGGUGCCCUACCAGGUAACGAGCCUUCAGGCUACACUCAUGUGAAUUGCUACUAAAUUGGUUUUGUGGAUUGAGCCAGUUACAACUGGCUGUGGCUUGUGACAUUCUCUGUCUGAGGGUCAGUUAGUUGAUUCUACUUAAUAUGACUGGGAAAAACUAACACUGUGCUAUAACUUUUUUAGUGACUUUUGUUUUCGUUAAAGCUUACUUUUCGUUGCAGUGUUUAACUGGUUGGUAGUUAUGGUUAUUAAAUAUUUCAAAGGAAACAUGCGUUUCAGUAACUGAACAUUUUCUAAAUCUUGCUUUUAGAUUGAUCGGUUGUUUUGUUUUCUUUUUGGAUGGUAGAAAUUGCAGAUCUAGGUAAACUCCACUUUUGUUUUGGCAAUUAAGAUCGUCCUUAUUUUUGACUAAACACAUGCUUCUUUCUGCUAUUACACAUAUACCAUUAAUCCCUGAAAAAACAGUUGAGAAUGGUUCAUCCAGUGUUUUACCAUACAUGUUGUUUUCUUUAUUUGUGUAGCCACUUUCUGAAGUUACCGUUUUGGGCCAGACGUUAUACCUUUGUUCUUGAAUAAAAUGGAGUAAACCUAACUGUGUAUGUAUAGAUAUAUUAGUUUGUGUAUAUCAUUCAUAUACACACACAUAUUAUGGCUUAUCUUCAAAUGUCUAGAUUUUGCUAAUAAUAAAACUCAGUGGCCCAACUCAUUUUACAAUGAAAACUACCCUGCGAAAGACCUCUGUAGAGUCUAUAAUUGCUUUGGCAUUUCAGAAAUAACCAUACCAUUCUGAUUCAUGUUUAUUGUUUAGAGCUAAAACCAAACUGAAUGUGUACCAGCUAUCAUGUUUAAGAUAGCAUUAAUUAUUUUUAAUCUUUGUCUAUUUUUCCCCUUUGGCACAUCUCGACUUGCGGCAUGUUGACACUCCAGGGAUGUGGUGUUGUGGAAUUUAAAGAUGAGGAAUUUGUGAAGAAAGCUUUGGAAGUCAUGAAUAAGCAUGAUCUAAAUGGCAGACCAUUAAACAUCAAGGAGGAUCCUGAUGGUGAGCAUGCCCGUAGAGUGCUACAGCGCACUGCGGGUAUGUAUCCUGGAGGGCGAGGCCAAGAUGGUGGUCCAGGAACAGUGAACCUUCCUCCCUGUAUUACCAACAAUCCAAAUAUUCUUCCUGAGGUUAUUAAUUUCCUCCAGGCCGGCCGGUUGGGCUCAACAGUGUUUGUCGCCAAUCUUGACUAUAAAGUAGGCUGGAAGAAACUUAAGGAAGUUUUUAGCAUGGCUGGGACUGUGAAAAGGGCGGAUGUCAAAGAAGAUAAAGACGGGAAGAGCCGCGGGAUGGGAACCGUUACCUUCGAGCAGCCGCUGGAAGCCGUCCAGGCCAUCUCAAUGUUUAAUGGUCAGAUGCUGUUUGACAGACCCAUGCACGUAAAGAUGGAUGACAAAUCCAUUCCCCCUGAUGAUUUUUGGCCGGUUGAGAAGUCUGCUCAGUUGCCAAGGGGUCUCGGUGGAAUCGGAAUGGGCCUUGGGCCCGGAGGUCAGCCGAUUAACGCCACCCGCCUCAGUGCGGGAGGAGGAGGGAUGGGAAGCAUGAAUCCUGGAGGGAUGGAUGGCCCUGGAUAUGGUGGUAUGGGCCGAAUGGGAGGAAUGGGCAGUGGAGGCGGAUACAGUGGUAUGGAUGGUAUGGGCAGCAUGGGGGGCUAUGCUGGCAGAGACAUGACACCCAUGGGCAGAAUGGGAGGUAAUGGCGGGUCACAUGCCCACACAUGUGAAUCCAUCCGCUUAGCUCCAGAGCAACUCAAUGGCCCUGAAAUGGUUUCUGCAGGAAUGGAUGAUUAUAGAGGGAACCUUGGCUCUGGCAUGGGAUCGAUGGGGCUGGGCGGGGGAAUGCCGUCAGGAAUGGGCAGUAACAUGGGAGACAUGUAUCGCUCCGGUAUAGGAGGGGACCUGGGAAGGAACGAGCUGCCCAUGAAUCGUGGCUUUGGGGAGACGUUCGGUGGAAUGGGUGGCAGGAUGGGCAGCAUGGGCAUGGAUCGCAUGGGCCCCGGCAUUGAGCGGAUGGCAAGUGGCAUAGAUAUGAACCGUGGGUACAGGGGCUAUGGAGGUGGCUCGAGUCACAUGGGCAGCGGGACGUCUGACAGAGGCUCGGGCUCCAAGGCAGGCUGCCAGAUAUUCGUACGAAAUCUUUCCUAUGAUCUCACAUGGCAAAAACUGAAGGAGAAAUUCAGCCACUGUGGUCAAGUGAUGUUUGCUGAAAUAAAGAUGGAAAACGGCAAGUCCAAGGGGUGUGGGACCGUGCGCUUUGAUUGCCCAGACAGUGCAGAACAGGCUUGCCGAAUGAUGAACGGCACAAAGAUCAAUGGACGAGAAGUGGAUGUUCGCAUCGACCGCAAUGCUUAGCCUUGAAGUCGUUAUCAAUAGCCUUCUGCAGUUUUUGUUUUGUUUUAAAAACAUUUUGUGUACCGUCAUACCAUGAACGCAGUGAUAAUCACCAGCUUAACUCCAUGUGUAUAGGGUUUGUUUAAACACGGUAUCUUCAAUCUCCUUUUUUAUUAAUUAUAUUAAUUGUAGCACAUUUUUACAAGUAAAUUUGUCACAAAGUG
Brienomyrus brachyistius is the source of this 3609-nucleotide messenger RNA. It is a transcript of the gene myef2, whose product is annotated as myelin expression factor 2. Gene Ontology annotation, biological process: regulation of mRNA stability involved in response to oxidative stress. The record is from RefSeq and is a predicted model, not a curated record. The transcript has 13 exons. Gene Ontology annotation, cellular component: nucleus; post-mRNA release spliceosomal complex; cytoplasm. Gene Ontology annotation, molecular function: mRNA binding. The coding region runs from base 1931 to 3406 and encodes 491 amino acids. NCBI's taxonomy places the organism in Eukaryota, Metazoa, Chordata, Actinopteri, Osteoglossiformes, Mormyridae.